Messenger RNA from Peromyscus maniculatus bairdii (prairie deer mouse), 1371 nucleotides. NCBI's taxonomy places the organism in Eukaryota, Metazoa, Chordata, Mammalia, Rodentia, Cricetidae. The record is from RefSeq and is a predicted model, not a curated record.
UCGCAUGCUCGGUCGCGGCGUUGACAGACGCCCUCCUAAGGAGAGCCACCCGGCCCGCCUUAGCCUCGCCUCUGCCUGGUCGGGUGCUAUUUGCUGGCCUGCGCCAGCGAGCCCCGGCCCUGGCCGCACGGGGGCUGUGGACUCGGGCCUGCCUUAAAGUUUCCCAUGUCUCAAUGGACUCCUGAAUUUACCGAGGUCUACACCCUAAAAGUGACUAUGAAGAGUGGGACUCCUCCUGAUGCGCCCACAACACAGGAGAGUCUGAAGGGGGUCCUUCUGCACCCACAGUCCCUAGGGGCCACCAAGAGCUUCCCUGCAGAAGUGGAGAUGAUUAACAGCAGAGUGGGGAAUGAAUUCUCUCACCUGUGUGAUGAUUCAAAACAAGAGAAGGACAUGAAUGGCAACCAGCAAGAACAAGAAAAAAGUGGUGUUGUGAGGAAAAAGCGCAAAAGCCAACAGGCUGGCCCCUCAUAUGUACAGAAUUGUGUCAAAGAAAAUCAGGGAAUCCUAGGGUUGAGACAACAUCUGGAGACACCAAGUGAUGAGGACAAUGACUCUUCAUUCAGUGAGUGUCUGUCUUCCCCCUCUUCUAGUCUCCAUUUUGGGGACUCUGACACUGUGACUUCAGAUGAGGACAAAGAAGUCUCACGGAGACAUCCCCAGCCUGUUUUGAGUGCUAAAAGCAGAAGUCACAAUGCACGGUCCCAAAAGUGGCCUCGGACUGAGGCAGAGUCUGUGUCAGGCUUGUUGAUGAAAAGACUUUGUUUUCACGGUAGUGCACUGAGGAGACUCCCAUGCAGAAAGAGACUAGUGAAGAGCAGCUCCUCUCAGAGGACACAGAAGCAGAAGGAGAGGCUGCUGGUGCAGAGGAAGAAGUGGGAGGAGCUGGCCCAGAGGAAGUAUGCGCUCCUCCCAGCUCCAUCCAGUAGCUCUAGUGAGAACGACCUCAGCAGCGACUCCUCUUCCAGUUCCUCAAUGGACGGAGUGGAGGACCUGUGUGCAUCUGCCAGCGAGAACCCCAGCAACCCUGCUGCCCCCUCAGGAAGUAUUGAUGAAGAUGUUGUGGUGAUAGAAGCUUCCUUCACUCCCCAGGUCACAAUUAAUGUUACCUCAACUGACAGUGAAGUGGAGAUUGUUACAGUUGGAGAAAGCUAUCAGUCUCGUUCAACCCUUGGGCACUCCAGAUCUCACUGGAGCCAAGGUUCAAGUUUGCAUACAGUUCGACCACAAGAGCAUCGAAACCGCAGUAGGAUCUCUACUGUUAUACAGCCCCUGAGGCAGAACGCGGCAGAAGUUGUGGACCUUACUGUUGAUGAAGACAACCUGCCAGAGUCAGUUCUCUCCUUCUACCACAUGGGUCCUGGAGGUUAA